Messenger RNA from Mycena citricolor, 12417 nucleotides. The record is from the annotation of a GenBank genome assembly. Lineage: Eukaryota; Fungi; Basidiomycota; Agaricomycetes; Agaricales; Mycenaceae.
CGAGAAGCCAGCUCAAUUACUUAACAGCGAAGAAGCGGAGUAUGGUCGUCCUCUCCAACGGCUUACUGUUGUCUACAUCCUAUGGUACACCUCACGCUCAGUACUAGCAAGGGCCAUAAUCUCAUUCUCUGCCCAGGUACUGUGGCCAUUUGGGUCUUACGCCUGUUAAAGUCGAAGGAGUCGUACGAACGAGGCUCGACGCUGAUCUCAAGCCGCUUCCCGCGAAAUCAAUCACCAUAUCCGUUCGAUGCUAUGAGGCGAAGCUAGGCCUUCUCGGGGUCGUGCAAUCGAACGUGCUAGUGGACUAUACGCAAGUGCUAUGGUCCAACCCCGAUGCACAUGAAGAGUACAGAGAGAUCGGCGAUCUUGAAUUCCCCUUCCGAAUCUCGUUGCCAGCGAAGGUUGCGGGAUUCAGUUCCGCACUUUAUGCCUCGUUGUACCGAUGCACAUGGCGCGUCGAAGCCAUCGUCAACCAUGCUCCGAUUACAGGCGUUGGAUCGCGAACCAUGCGGUACUCCGAGUUGCCUUUACGACGGUUCGGCCUCCCAAGGUCUUCGACACCCAUUUCAAAGGCCGUGUUGAACGAUGAGGUUCAACACCCUCAUUUACCACCCAUCCGUUUCUCUCUCCACGCACCCACAACACCCAUUGGACCUCUUGAUCUUGUCUCCAUCCCCAUCCAUCUGAUGUCUUCAGAUCCCAGCGUUGCUGUCCGUAGUGCGAGUGCCAUCGUCGAACGUCGCAUGCGUUUUCUGGAGCUGGCUCCUUCACCUUCAAUUCCUUCGGCAACUAAUUCUUCGACCCUACAAUCGCUCGGGAGUUCCCAGGCAACCUCACCUCUCCCUAUACCGCAGCGCAAAGCCUCAUCCUCGUCGCUCUCAUAUUCCCCGUCGUCAUACCCUGAAUCGACCGUAUCCACUUUGAAUGCCUCUGACAAUCGCUCAUCGAGCUCCAUUACGGUACACUCUAUCGCAGGGACUGAAUCGUCCGGUUCCUUCCACCGAUCAGAGUCCGGUGUCUGGAGCAAAACGCUCACAUUACAAUGGCCAGCGGCGAAAUCUAACAGUCGAUGGUCCAUUGGGGAGUCUAUAGAAUCCGAGCUGGUGUCGAUCAAAUUCGUCCUGCGAGUCAAGGCGGUUGUUUCAUCGUCUUCUGGAACUGAGUCUUUAGAACUCCCUGAGAAAGAGCUGGUGAUCAUUGCAACGAAUGAAGCCGAACGUCAACUUGCCCUUUCUCAGACUCAAGAAGGCCAUCAGGGCACAAGAUCAAAAUCCAAGUCCCCUCGGCGGUCGCACCGAAUCGACGACGACGUUCCCCCGAUACCAGCCACAGCACAUACGGAAAGCUCCCAUCGUCUCACAUCUUCCUCGCCUCAUGGGCUGGUCUGUGCCUCCCGACCGUCACGCAGGCCGCACACCAGUGCUGGCCCAAGCGACCAAUCGCGAGCACGCUCAUUCCCUCAUGAGCCCGCGGCUCUUGAUCUCUUCCAAAGCCCCGAAAAGCUCGCAGCUGUGCCUUCCAGCGGUGAUGAGCUUGGGGCCGCUGCCGAUAGUGGCAGCAGCGCUAGCAGCACUAGUAUAAGCACCUCUAGUAGCUACAACAACCCGUUGGACGAUGUGAAGGUGGCAGAAUGGGAACAAGAGCUGGCCCGGAUCGAGAUGAGAAGUCGGCGUUCCAGCGACUUAGUGGGGUUUUCGAGCAAGAGAGGGAGUAUGCGGCCUGCAGUAAUUUGACUUCUCGUGUGUGUAUUGUACUUCACUUAUCAUUCGUAUUGUAUAUUACUUAGUCUCAGUCACGAGCCGUUACUGGCACAGCACAUACCUCAAGCUUGUCCUCCUCCACUACUAGCAAUCAAAAUCGGCCCGAUGCCUCCAGCAUUCCCUAUCGGAAGAUUCACCGCGCUAACGGCCACAUUGGUCGGCGCCGGACUAUUACUGCUCAAUACUACUGUUCCGAGCGAAGAAGAAGCUUACAAGCGACUGUCGCCUGGAGAGAGACAGCGCGUCGAUGAGGCCCGAGCUCGUCGUGCCGCGCAGGAAGCAGAGAUCCGCAGGAAGGUAUUCGCGAAGGAGCCACUUGACUCGGACUCAUUCCGGCCAACUUGGGUCGACGUCUCCAAAAAGUAGAGCCAUGCAUGGAAGGGGAGAUAUAUGUAUGUGAUAUUCAUUCCGGACCGGCUCUAUAUGCGCUACAAUACACCGAUGAUUACGAUAUUAACGAAGUGGGUAAAUGUCCCUCGUGUACAACUGGGAAUAAGACAGUUCAACGAAUCGCAUUCAUUGCGUUCCGCCAUGAGACGCACCACUGAAUAGGUCAGCAACUAGUCUGACAGAACGCGAGAUUACACACCCGAAAUAGCCGGGAGCAUCUUCCUGGGGUACUUUCGUAGGCGUGGUUUCGUUCGGGCUGUCUCCCAGGAGGGGCGCGUGGGCUACAAACGAGUCUCCAUCCGAAUCCGGCGAAGAGGGCAGAUUGUCGUAGGUAGCUCCACCCAUGACUGACGAUGUCGUGGAAAGAACAGAGGCCAUAGAGUCCUGAUGAAUGGGAGGAGCUGGCCGGAUAACAGUAGUCAGGUUGGGUUGUUCAGCGACUGCUUCGCUCGAAGCUGUUGUCUCGGACUCGAAUGCGACCUCGGGUCCAACAGACUCCUCACGGAGAACAUGAGGCUCUACGGAGGUCGUGGGAGGUUCUACAGAGACCACCAGCGUCGGCGGGGCUUCCACCUCAGAACUGUCGCUCAUAGAGGUGAUUUGCUCGUUCCCAGCGGCAGUCACGACCGCAGACGCCGUCGAGACGGCACUUAGUGCUGCAGUAAGUGUCGAAAACGGCGGAGGACUGGAAGUGCGUCGUCGCCAGCCGUUUGCCGUAUCCCUGAGAGCUUGGAGAGGGCUGGGAGACGGCGAUCUGCUACGCGACGGAUUCUUGUUCACAUCGAGUGUGUUAGCCGCCUGGGAGGCAGAGGGUAGGAGAUUAAUGCUGCUUGUCGAGCGAGCUUCGAUGGUAGACGGUCCCGGCCCUGCUAAUGCGGGUGCGGAGAUGGAUGUCGAUGGUGCUGUAGGCUGCUGUUCUGUGCUUCCACUUUCCGUUUUCUCUUUCUUCUUCUUCUCCUCCGCUUCUUUCCGUUGCUGAUUCUCGUGCUCAAUCAACGAGAGUCGCAUUGCUUCCAUCAUCAUGAGCUAGGAAUGUGAGACAACGGCCAAUCGUAGAAAAGAAGCCAAGCAAACCUCUUCCAGUUCCUGCCCACCCAUCCCCAUAAAUUGCUCCAUACCACCAUUGCCAGCACCCGGCUGUCUUCGACGAGAUCGUCGGCUGACCUCUGUGCCAGGGUUCUCUGCCUGGGCAGCAGCUUCUUCGGGGCUGAGCGCAUGGACGCGUCCGCUAGUCACUCCCACAGGAAUGAGCCGAUCUCCCACCUGCCGCAUGAUGAUCCUCCUGUUUGCCCGACGAGCAACAGCGGCUCGGACAGCGGCGAGCUUGGCCUCCCAGUCAGGACGGAUGUGAUCUGAGAUGUGGGCUCGUCGAUGACUGGAGACCACAGCUAGUAUACGCACCAGUAAGAACAACUUCCGCGCUAUCAGCACUGAAACUCUUCUGACGUCGUUUAUGAGUAGGGUAUGGAGCUGCAGUCUCGAUGGAUGGUGAAGAGCUCUUCGACGAUUCAGACCAAUUGGAAUGCUAGAAUCUUGGGUGAGGGGGCGGAGGGAUACAUUCCAGACGAACUCACCGAUCCCUCCGGCGUGAUACCUGCUCUCCAGGGAGGUGGGGUGUAUACGAUACCGAAAUUGUCUUGCACACAGUAGGGACAAGCGGCCGGUUCCGAGACGAGAUGUGUAGUUGUCGGCUCGUUGCGUUUGAUUUGAACAAAACACUCGGUGCAGAUGGCUUGGUCGCAACACCGAGAGUGAUUUAUGUUCGGCGGAUAGUACUGUGCAUAGACAUGAGCAUGGCACACGACAUUGGCCGUCGAAUCUGCUGACCAGAAAGCAGAUAGGGCAUUCGACAGCACCUCGAUAUAACGCAGCUUCAGCCUUGCUGGGCUCCUUGAGAGAGCCAGGUCGUUUGGACGAUUUGGGGACCGACGGGGGCUGCGAGGGCUGUUGUUCCCCAUCACUGUCGGGUAGCUGCUUCCGUGCAGCGAGAAUCUGGUCAUCAUCCCAGGACUCGUCGAAGUCUUCAAGGGGUCUGUAGAAUGGCGCUAGCCGCCUGGCGAUGAUGAACUGGGCGGUGAUAGACUGAUUCCAAUCUCGAGGUCCUGUGUAGACACCUUGAGGAACAAGUUGGCCGUAGUCGACCGAGUCGUCCUGGGGUCGUCCGGAAGAGGAGUUGUUACCCAUCGACCUCGUGUUUCAAAUUCAGUUCGCGAGUGCUGAGAAUUGACGGUGUGUGCCUGCUGCUCAACUCCCCGCAGAUGUUGGCGCAAGACAGCCCGUGUAGCUUGGCACUGUUUGUACUUGGGUCUUUCCCUGGUCCUCUCCUCGCAAGUUGCCGCAUUUCGCCACUACGGCUGCAACGCAAACAGCGACGCGACGAUUGCCCUGUGUACGGCGGCCUGUCUAUCUAGUCAUUUGCGCCCUUAGAUUGGAUAUUCGGCACUUUCAUCCUUCAGUCGCCGGGCUGACGUGUCUGAAUCUCUAGCACCCACGUGCUCGUAUAAAAUUCCACAGCUUUCGUUCCUUACCCUUACACUGCCCUUGAACCAGACAUGGAGGCUCCCUGGGCUUUGACUUCUCAGGAAGUUUUGGACCAUUUUGGUGUCGAUAUCGAACGCGGUCUCACCUCGGACCAAGCUGCGAAGCAUGCGCAAAUCUAUGGGAAGAAUGAACUCCCUGAGGAACCAUCCACUCCUCUCUGGGAAUUGAUUCUCGAGCAAUUUCAAGACCAGUUGGUCCUUAUAUUGCUGGCUUCCGCGGUCAUCUCCUUCGUUCUCGCCUUAGUCGAGAACACGGAGGAGUCCUCGUUUGCCACAGCUUUCGUCGAACCGCUUGUGAUCUUGUUAAUUCUUAUCGCCAAUGCUGCCGUCGGAGUGAUACAAGAGAGUAACGCUGAGAAGGCCAUCGACGCUCUCAAAGAAUACUCCCCAGAUGAAGCCAAGGUUGUUCGGUCAAGUCAAGUGGCUCGCAUCCAUGCCUCUGAACUCGUGCCGGGAGAUAUUGUGUCGGUGGCUGUUGGAGACAAGAUUCCUGCGGAUUGUAGACUGCUCUCAGUGUCAUCGAGCAGCUUCCGUGUCGACCAAGCCAUUCUUACUGGAGAGAGCGUCAGCGUCAACAAAUACGUCGAUGCAGUCACGGACCUCAAGGCUGUUAAACAAGAUCAGACGAAUUUGCUCUUUUCUGGCACCACCGUCGUGAAUGGCACAGGCAAAGCAGUCGUCGUUCUCACCGGCGCGAAGACUGCUAUCGGAGAUAUUCACAAGUCCAUCAGUUCCCAGAUUUCAGAGAAGACGCCCCUCAAACGCAAACUGGACGACUUCGGUGACAUGCUCGCUAAAGUUAUUUCUGUCAUCUGCAUUCUUGUCUGGCUUGUCAACAUUCGGCACUUCUGGGACCCUUCACACCAUGGUGCCCUGAAGGGUGCCAUCUACUACUUCAAGAUCGCAGUUGCACUAGCAGUAGCUGCCAUUCCAGAGGGUCUUGCUGCGGUCAUCACGGCUUGUCUUGCGCUUGGCACCAAGAAAAUGGCCCAGAAGAACGCUAUUGUGCGCAAUCUCCCCAGUGUUGAGACUUUGGGAUGCACAAACGUCAUCUGCUCCGACAAGACAGGAACCUUGACGACCAACCAGAUGAGCGUGUCCCGGGUGAGCUUUCAUGUCUCGCUCAUCACGGAGAUUCUGAAUAGCCCUCAGUUCUUGGUCAUAGACGGCAAAACAAUGAGCCCACGGGAGUUCACGGUCGAGGGCACCACGUUCUCGCCGUAUGGGUCUGUGAAAUCCGCUGAGGGCAACGACGCCUCUGCUGAACUCAAGUCAGACGCCAUCCAGCGGCUUGCGGAGAUCAGUGCUGUCUGCAAUGACUCUAAAAUCAUCUACAAUGCUGAUAAGGCGGCAUACAGCAAUGUUGGAGAGCCGACAGAAGCAGCCUUGAAGGUUCUUGUUGAAAAGCUGGGCUGUACCGAUGCGGAACUGAGCAAAUCUCUCGCCACUCUGGCUCCCGAAACUCGUGUCGGCGCUGUCAACCAGUUUUUCGAGAGCACCAUCGCGCGCUUGCUCACUUUCGAGUUCUCUCGGGACCGUAAAAUGAUGUCUGUGCUUGUCAAGGCGCACGGGUCCGGCGCACUCUUUGCCAAGGGAGCUCCUGAAUCAGUUCUGGAGCGCUGCACCUCGGCUCAGGUGAAUGGCAGCGUCGUUCCUCUGACUCCUCAACUUCGAGCGGCAAUUCUGGCAAAAACUGUUGUCUACGGAGCGAAUGGUCUUCGCACACUGGCGCUGGCGUACGCUAACAUCCAGGACCUCGAUGUCUCCCACUACAAGGCGGAAAACUCCAGUGAUUACGCACGCUUCGAACAGAAUCUCACCUUCGUAUCGCUUGUCGGCAUGUUAGAUCCUCCCCGCCCCGAAGUUCGUGAAGCUGUGGCGAACUGCAAAGCCGCAGGAAUCCGUGUCAUCUGCAUCACCGGGGACAACAAGGGAACGGCAGAGACCAUCUGUCGCCAGAUUGGCAUCUUUGGAGAAAAUGAAGAUCUCAGCGGAAAGAGUUACACAGGCCGUGAGUUGGACGACCUGUCCGAGGCAGAAAAGAUCGAAGCUGUGCAACGGGCCAGCCUCUUUUCGCGGACUGAACCAUCCCACAAGAGCCAAUUGGUAGAUCUAUUGCAAGGGCUAGGUUUGGUGGUGGCAAUGACUGGGGACGGAGUAAACGAUGCUCCUGCGCUCAAGAAAGCCAACAUUGGUGUUGCCAUGGGCAGUGGUACCGAUGUGGCAAAACUCGCGGCCGACAUGGUUCUUGCAGACUCCAACUUUGCAACAAUAGAGAAGGCCGUGGAAGAGGGUAGACUUAUCUAUAACAAUACAAAACAAUUCAUUCGCUAUCUUAUUUCCUCUAACAUUGGAGAGGUCGUCAGUAUAUUCCUUACCGUGCUUCUGGGGAUGCCAGAAGCUCUAAUUCCGGUACAACUGUUGUGGGUCAACCUGGUGACCGACAGUCUGCCAGCGACCGCUUUGGGCUUCAAUCCUCCAGAUCAUUCGAUCAUGCGUGUCCCGCCGCGGGACAGCCGUGAGCCCUUGGUCGGAAAAUGGCUAUUCUUCCGAUACAUGGUUGUUGGGACGUAUGUUGGCUGUGCCACGGUCGCCGGAUAUGCGUGGUGGUUCAUGUUCUACUCGCAAGGGCCCCAGAUCUCCUUCUAUCAAUUGACGCACUUCCACCAAUGUUCGGCCUUGUUCCCUGAGAUCGGCUGCCAAAUGUUUACCGACAUCAUGGCCCGUCGUGCAACGACCAUCAGCCUGUCGAUCCUCGUCACAGUCGAAAUGUUCAAUGCUAUCAACUCGUUGUCAGAAAACGAAAGUCUGCUUGCACUCCCCGUGUGGAAGAAUCCGUUCUUGGUUGCUGCUGUUGCCCUCAGCAUGGGGCUGCACUUCAUGAUUCUCUACUCGCUAUUCGCGAUCACGCCCCUCAACUGGGCGGAGUGGCAAGCUGUGCUGUACUUCAGUGCACCGGUCAUUCUCAUCGACGAGAUCCUCAAGUUCAUCUCUGCGACAUUCAUAAGCCCUCCGACCAAGUUGAAGCUGGAUUGAUUUGCAAUGCAAAUCUCUGUGUAAAUAGCCUGGGGCGUGAAUCAUUGGGUUCUUUCAGUAAUGAAUUCUGUUUGGUUGUGUGUACUGUGUACAGUUGCAAUCCACUAACCCCUGUGCGGCAACCUGCUCCUAUUCGCUUGAUAUAUCGCCUCGCUCCUUCACACUUUUCUGAACUUUGCGCUCAUUCUAAUCCGACCCUAUGCUCUCUUCUUCUCUCUCAAUCCUCGCUCUGGCUGUUCCUCUCGCUUUGGCGGCUCAUCCGUCGUCUCAUGUCAACCGCGGCCACCAUGAGUUAGCUCAAAGGUCGAGAGCCGAGAACUCCUUGGAGAAAAGGGCUUCUUAUUCCGGCGUGCGAUUUACUUUCUACGAAGCCGGCCUAGGUGCCUGUGGUCACGUCAACACGGAUUCCGAUUAUAUCGUUGCGCUCAGUCAAGAUGUUUUUGGAUGGACCUACCCCAGUCCAUGGUGCGGCCAACAAAUCGAAAUCAGAUACAAGGGCAAAAGCGCAAUUGCGACUAUCAUGGACUCGUGCCCUGGGUGUUCCAACGGUGACCUCGAUUUCACUCCUGGCCUGUUUUCGCAUUUUGCAUCCCAGGAUGCAGGUGUCAUCUACGGAGAUUGGAGCACCACAGGCGAUAAGGGUGGUGGCGACACAACCACUUCAACGCAUGAGAAGACCACGAGCACAACCCAGAAAACAACUUCAACAACCAGCACUACCAGCACACACCACACCACUUCAACGCAUACAUCUACGAGCACGACGACGACGACGUCGUCGUCGUCCUCAUCGUCGUCUUCAUCGUCAUCCACGACCUCGAUCUCAACCACACUAGCAGCGAGCUCUCAGUCCGCCCUUUCGUCGUCUGCGUUGUCAACAGUUGUCUCGAGCUCAGCCAGCCCGUCGGCAUCGGCUUCCCUCGCUCCGGCUACUGGCACCAAUGUACCGCCGACGUCGUCCAAUCCGGAAAAUCUCUACACCUUCUCCCAGGCAAUACUUGGUCUUUUGGGUGUCGUUGUUCACGGCCCAGCAUAGCAUAUCGUUAUGUAAUAUUUUAUGCCCCUCGUCUCCUUAGUGCUGGACAACUUUGUGUGACAAGAAUUAGAGUGCAUUUGGAUGUUAAAUGACGUGGAUAUUGAACACAUGGAGAGAGAUCGGGGGAAGCACUACUUAGCGAUAACACUGCACCAUGAGCACUUGUAAGCCGGAGUCCUUGACCCAUUUGCGCGGCAUGGUAUCGCGACUCUUGCGCAAAUCGCGCACGAGGGCGGACCUGCUCUUGUGCAUCACACUCUGAAUCGCAGUCGGACCUUGUUCCCGGACGUGGAGAUAUUCGCCAAUAUUCAGAAACAGAUGCGAUUUGAUUAAGGCGCGGGCAGACGUCAGCGAUGCAGGAAGUGUCGAUGAGGCGAGGCCGCAUUCGAUGAUCAGUGACUGGAGAAACGUAAGUCGACAGAGCGAAGUCGGGUCUCCAGCCAGGAAACUAAGUAUGUACUCGGUUAGUUCGAUCAAAGCGACGAUGCCAUAUGGGGAACCGCGUACCCGCUAAUAUAACGAGCAGCUGUGUCGUACAUCCCACCCUCGGUAUCGAUGUCCGUUUCUGACAUAACGGAUACGUCGUCAACGAUGGAACGCGACCCUAAACCUUGGACGGAUGAAUCCGGGCUGGUGCUUCCGCUACGUUUGGCUGUCCGCCUUCGACGACGACGUCUCGCCUUGCUUGGAUUCGAGGUGGUGGUAGCGGAUGCGAGGAGAGGGGUGCAAGGAGCGGUAGGAGACGCAGAGUGUACCUUACUAUCUGCUUUCCGACCUCCUAGCUCUCGGGUCUCACACUGCAGCCGAUCGGGAGCCCCACUGCCAGACUGUGCUGAUCCAAGGCUGAGGCAGCCUAGAUCCUCUAUAGUUUCAUGUUCAUGCGGAGCUUGCAAUGGUGGAUUGGCAUUCGGUGGCACCGCAGAACGCGGACGGCUGAGAACGACAAAGUCGUCGUCGUCGCCGUCGUACAGCGGGGAUGCGAUGGAAGAGGCAGUAGAAUCGAUACCCCAGAUAAUUUCAUCGUCUGAACCCCCCAAUAGGAUCCCGGUUGUGUGAGAAGAAGAGGUGGUGGAGGAGCGGGAGCGAUGGGUAAGAACUUCAAACGAGGAAGUCGCGGACAUGGCCGGAGACGAGGGAACGUCGGUGGGGGGGCUCAUGACAGCACCACUUAAAACGUGUAGAAAGUAGAUUGGCAACGAGGACACAGGCUGGGAAAAUCGAGAGAAAUUGAUUUGAGGCAGACAGACAGACAGACAGACAGACUGGGGAAACUUGGCGACCAGCAGAUGUGAUAGCAGAUGUAAUGGUGGUGGUUAGGGAGAAAGGGGUCUCCAAUACACAAUUGUAUAUCGAUAAACGCCCCUCACGACCUGCUCAAGCCCGAUGCUGCGGUCCCACACUCGACCCUGCAAGUGGGUGACUUCCCGUAAGCCUAGAUAUCAGAUCUGGAACGAAUAAAUGUUGUUUGCCGAGAUACCGGGGCUCUGAUCAGGACCCCAUCUUGCUAAGAUCUCGCUGAGAGCCUCUUGAGGCCUCUUACAGAUUUUAAACUGGAAGGGGGGUCAGGACCCCCCUUCCAGACUACCAACCCUCGAAUAAACCAAUCGCGGAAGGUAAUGACAGGCAUGAUCAUUGCGUUUGUGGCUGUGUGACUUUCGCGUCACUCCUUCUACCUUUGUCCCGACGCAUCGAGCAGCUCGUAUCGGAGCGCCCGAGAGCUCUAGCACUCCCUUAUCUCCAUAAUAAUCCAACAUAUGCCUCUGUGUAUCCCCAUUCCUACCGGCAACUACCGAAACCUGCGGUUGUAGAGCUUGUAGCCGAGCACCAUUUUGCAAUUCGCUAGCAAUGGUGCGCAAGGUGGUGGGGCAACAUGGAGGCUUUUGAGGUCAUGGUGAAUAUAUGUUCUCCACUUCAUCGUGGCUGCGGCGUGGCUCUAGGGUAUUUAAGGCGUGAACUUGUGGAUCCCAAUCAAGCUCUUCCUCCCUCCUCCCCUCACUAUACCUUUCUGGAGACGCCUACCAGCCACCUAUCGGCCACCUAUCGAGCUCCCGAUCGAGCUUGGUACAUUUCUCAAGAUAGACAGCUCUCCGCUCCUAGGAACAGUGCACUUGGUGGUGCACCAUUUGUGACUCAGCCCCCGCUGCUGCCCCAGCAGCAACAGGCUCAAUACACAUGGUCCAUUGAACCUGCACGGACACCCAUCCCUAUCGACCCUGCUCUCCUUCCCCUGCCCGACAGCUCUGAUGUUGACCUCCGACACCCACUGACUAUUGCUCAGCUUUCUGGGCUGCCAAGGGCUGACAAGGUGGCUGGGAGUCGUGCAAACGGGAAGCGCCAUGCUCGAAGCUCUGAUCGCAAAGGCAAAAAGCGCUCGGCAUCCUCAGAUCUUGAGGGUACAGAGAAGAAGCGUCGGGGACGGCGAGCCGGGACCACAAACUACGGUGCCUCUGAGGUCAACCAUCUGCUGAAUCUCGCCCAUAAGCGCCGUCCUGGUGGUGGAAAAGCUUGGGAGAGUCUCGCCGGAGAGUAUAACACUUGGGCAUUAUCACACGACUUCGAGGAGCGGACAUCCACAUCGUUGACAAACAAGCUCAAUGCACUUGCUCGCACAACCAAACCCACGGGAAGUCGUGAACGUCCUGCCAAAGUUAAGCGGGCACUCGAGAUCAUGACUCUUAUCAACGAGCGAACUGGUGCUCGCAAUUUGGAUGACCUUAUGGGCGACUCAGCCGAUGAAAUGGAUGACGACCCUCAUGCGGACGACCCUCAUGCAGACAACUCCGACGACUCCGUUACCUUUGUCCAUGGCCCCGUUCGGACUGCUGUUGCGCGUCGUGCUCCCUCCCCUCCUCUUUCGCGCCAAACCAGUCGCCAAAAUGCGACUCACCUCGCCAACACCCUUGCUCAUUCGCUUGGCCCUGAGGGUCAGAUGGCACGGGAAGAGGCUCGUUCUCGUUGCACCUACGAGAAUGCCCAACUUUUCAGCCUUACCCAACAGCUACGAGAUGUGCAGGCAGAGCUGAGCCGAGUCCGCUCUGAGCUGUCUGAGUCCCAGCGAGCCCGGGAUUGUGCUCAGCUGAAGUUGGAGAUGAUCGAAGAGAUGGGUUCGCAUGCCUCGUGGAUCUCACAUUCUCGCACCCACUCGCCUCAUCCUUGCAACCGUGGCCGUUCGUCAAAGAAGAAGGAUUACCAGCCAAUCAAGUUUCCCGAAGGCGCAGAUGUAUGCGAUGGGAAGAUGCGGAUCACAGAGAAGCUGGAAGGUGGCGGGGAAGUAACAUGGUGGGCUCCCAAGAGCGAGACCGAAUGGAGCCCGAGUCCUCGUCCUGUUCGCCGCUGCCGUUCCCCCACUUGUAACGCAACCCCCGGGCCUUCCCAUCAACGCAAUGCUUCUCCCAGUCACUCUCAUCAUCGAUCUCCAUCCCCGGUUCUUGCUGGACCUUUGGUGACCGGGGAUGCCAUUCAGGUCGUGAUGACCCCACACAAAGGAGGCCCUUCUGUCGGGUUCAUUAUCAGUCCUUCGAAGGACUCUUCUAUGGACUAAGCUUGCUUAGUACAGUCCCUCUUACUGUCCUUACAUGUUAUAUAUAUAUUUCUUGUCACACUAACUGUUGUCGGUCUUUACAUCACAAUACACAUUCGUUUGCAUUGAUUCAAG